Porites lobata is the source of this 21759-nucleotide messenger RNA. NCBI's taxonomy places the organism in Eukaryota, Metazoa, Cnidaria, Anthozoa, Scleractinia, Poritidae. The record is from the annotation of a GenBank genome assembly.
UUUUGACCUUCAUCUUCAUCGGUUGAAGUGUCUUUAGAUUUAAAAGCCCUGAAAACAUUGAGGGAUCGAGUAGUGCUUAGUUUUGAUCACGCACUAAGUACGACUGGGCGAGCUGGUCCGAACGACUUGAAGCACUGUCAGCACACACGUUGGCACGGGGCCGGGAAACUUCUUUAUUUUGCGACAUAUAUUCUUAGCAUCUCAUACUAGAUCAAGGCCUCUUCAGAAAAGACCAAGAAAGCACAGGUACGUUUUUAAUCCUUGCACUAACUUUGAUCACGGUACUGAAUUUGGAAAAGCUACACAACAAUUCUUUAUAAAAAUAAGAUGACAGGAACAGUUUUAGGAGGCCUUGUGGGAUUUUAAGAUUUUACUUGCCACUGAUACAAUCACAAUCAGUUUAGUCUCAUCUGUGCUCCAUUUUAAAUGCUUGGUAAGCUAUAAGUAAUACAUGACUGUUCGAUGUUUAAAGUAUUCAUAAUUGUCCGACGUACCUUCGGGAGCGGUUUCAUAGGACCUCUGAAAUUCAUGACUAUAAUUUGAGGGGUUCUAACCAUGAUCUCCAACUACCACUACCUAAAAAAAAAUUUUCUUAAGGGUUCAUUUUCUUAUCGGGAUACAAUGGCUUGGAACCAACUGUCAAAUCAAACGCGUGAGAUAGGGGAUCUUACUAGCUUUAAACUCGCGAUAUCCUAGGAUAUACGUAACUUUUUAUUAUGUUUUUUAUCGUAUUUCUUUAAUGACUCAUUUCUUGUUAUUACAUUGUAUUUCAAAUUAUUACUAUUUUUUACUAGUAUUAUUAGUCUCGCUUACCAUACAAACUAGAUAGUCACGUUUAUGAGAGUCGAUAGGAACAGAUAAAAUUGUCAAUUCUUGUGCUAAUUAUUGUUAGUUAAUCACUAGUCUUAAUUUUUAUAACUUGUAAUUAUCACACGGCAUGUCUGAAGACCAGCUUGCUGAGCCAUUUACCCUGUUUAAACUGAAGUUGAGUGAUUUAUUGAUGGAUUGUUCAUUUGUUCAUUUGGCCUAUUUCGCCUUUUUGUAAAGUAUACUUGUUUACGCGUGAAAUAUUUAGGCACAUGUGUAAUCUUCGCUGCACUUUUCGGGAGAUGGUCUGAGUUGAACUGUGACUAAUGAUCUGGUGAUACUGUUAAAUCUCUUUACUUUUAGAUUAAACAAUGGAUGCAAAGUUCGUUAUGGUUUUCCUGAUGGCGGUCGUUUUUGUGUGCACAGAUGCUUUACCUGCAAAGCUAUUUUACAGAAAAGGUACUGUAAGCACUUUUAAAAAUCUCUAAAUGAACUUCGACUUUUGCAGGCUACAAUUCUUAAUUUGCUUUGCUUUAAACGUCUCGAAUACGCAUGUCCCUUUCGAAAUCAGAAUAAGUACAAAAGAAUCACUACUCCAUUGGCAAAUACCCAUAAAAAGUAUUUUUAGGAUGUACGUCAAUUACCUCUAUACUCCUGCGAGUAAAGAAGGAGAAGUUUUUACUAUGAUUAGAAACCUAUGCUGAGUAAAUGUGUAAUUGCAAAUUAUACUGACUUUUAAGGGCGUUGAAAUCUUGUUCGGUACUUGACUAAUGUCCAGUUCUUUCCCCUUCUAAAUUUAAAAUCCGUGAAUUUUUGGUUUGAGUCGGCUACUUGACAAAGUGAGGGCGGAAUUAGUUUGAGAUAUCUCGAGAUCACUCCGAUUUGUUGAGGAAGAAAUAAUUAUUAUUUUUGGCUUGCCCGGGGUUUGGACGGACUUAACCCGCGACCCGUCGAAUCAUGUGGUUUCACGUGAAAAUUAGCUAUAAAUAAAUAUAGUACACAAGUGGGUCAGUUUCGUGCGCGAAGUGGAAGAAAAGGGUCGACAAAAAUGAUCGCUUAGUUCAAUUGGACAUGCUUGGAACGAUGAAAUGGUUUAAAAGAAGCAAGUGGUAAAAAAUACUUGGUUUGCAGCUAUCUUAUCCGAAUAUGGAAAAAUAGUAUUUUUGAAGAAUCUUGCAAAACUUUGAGUUGUUCCCGAAAGGUUUUGAUCGGAAAGAUAAUCGUUAGAAUAUGAAAUAAAGUGUUUACUUUGUAUCCAUACCCGCGGAGCAGCCAUCAGUCAUUGAGAACGUCUACCGUACCGUUUGCAUUACAGCUUUUUCAAAGGCAAAGGCCAGAGUUUAACCUGUGUCCUUUUUAUUUGAUGUUAUUAUCUAUUUUAAUGUCGUGUUUCAAAAUUUCCCCUUGAUUGAGGUCUUAAUUAUAAAUUGAUGUUUUUGAACUGUUUUAUGGUGAAUUUAAAACUACAAAAAGGUUGCACAACUACGUUCUGUCUUUGUUGACAAUGUAACGGUGUUUAAUAUUAUACGAAAUUAUGGCGAAGCAUCUUCAUCAUUUUAGGACAACACAGGGAUACUUUUCAGUUUGGAAGAAGGUUGUUUUUCCAAGAAAAUUUUUAAAAUUAAUAAAAGGAGAGAUUUUUUAGAUAAUUGAAGACAAAUCUCGCGAAAGUGAUUGGAAUUGAUGGUUUGGCUAAUGAUAGUUUGAGCAAUUUUGUCCGCUUUUGUUCAGAUGUCGAGUGCCAUCCCAGUGCCAUAGGAGAUGUCAGCACUUGACAAAUGUUUUUGGGGGUAUGGGUACCCUUGGAAUUGACUGAGCCAUUAUGAUGACGAUGCAACCAGGACAGGAUAGGUUGCUCCCGGUCCAUAACAUUUCUUGUUAAUCAUGCGUGUUCGCUAUUCGGUGAGCAGCCAGUUUACGUUGGGAAUUCCGCGGAAAAAUUCGAGCUAUUUACAUAUUAAGCAACGUCCACUAUGGCUCCUCGUCUCCUUUUUCACCCAUUUCAAUCAACACUGAACAAUUAACAACAUUGCGGCACUCCCUCGUGCCCGUGACACAAAAAAUCCUCACAUACGGGUGAUAUAACAACGCUUUAAGUGUUUACAAAACAAUUUGUUUGUUUGACAAGCGUAAACCCCUAUGUGACAAAAGCCAAAGAAUCGUAAAUUAUUUCCUUCUGCAUUUUUUGUCCUGUGAAAUCCUGGUGCAAGUUCGUCGAUUUUAGGCGCGCAACUCGCUGCCUAGCUUUUAAGAAAACAGCCGACAUUUUGCGACAUCACCACUCAGGUUUCCCCGCGAAAUGAAGUCUGGAAAACGAGCACAGAAAUUCCUUCAAAGAGACUGGUAACUACUCCUCACGUCAUUCCACUUUUUUUUCUGAUGCAGACGAAACUGGGAAGGACGCGGACCCAAGAAGGCUCACUAGAAUUGGUGGUGAACCAUGUUCCUGUAUUCCUAGUGGUGAGAUAGGGACUUUGUGGUGGCCGACUUGUCCAUCUGGUUGGGAUGUAUGCCUUUCGGCUUUACCGUUUGGAGAAUGCUGUAUUAAGCGGCUGUAGAAAUUGAUUUCAAUAAGGUCGUGCAGUCUGGACAAGUAAUUUUAUAACAGAUGACGACACAUCGGGAAAAAAUUAAACCGCUAACAUUGCUUAACGUAAAAUUUUGUUCAAACGAAUAAGAGGAUGAACUAAUUACGUCUUGGAUUAUUUCCGUGUAUUAAAAUAAUAACUAAUAAUUAAAAAAGAACUUUUUAAACAUUGACACAAGUUGUAUUUCUUUCAAUUUCGCAUUGCAGUAGUGGUUAUGCUACUAAAUGAAAUCAACAUUGUUAAAUCAAACAUUUUGAAUUCACCAUUUGCACUACUCUUAUGUUCGCUUCCCCCCCCCACCCCCUCCCCCCAGAAAAAAAAUGCAUAAACUGUGUUUUUCAUUUCCCCUGGGUGUUUCAGUCUAGGACGGUUAAUGUUUUCCAAGCGUUAUAUCAAACUUCACAAACAAUAAAAAUGAACUUUGAAAAAACUGUUAGGCUUUAGAACAAGGUUUUUAAAAGCUAAAUUGCAAUCCGUUUCAAUCUCCUUCAAGUCUGUCCAUCCGUGCCCUCUUUUCAGGGGAAAUCCGAUGGAUCUGUUCGUCAAAAAUGUCCGUAUUUGAGGCAAUUUUUGCUGGGUGGGAGAUGUGGAAGAAAUAAUAUGUUCUUGGAAGGAAAGUGUUGCUGGGAAAAAGAUAAUUCAGAGUGUCUGAGGGGACUUGAUGUCUAGAAUAUCUUCUAUGUAUUAUGUGUCAGAAACCUCCCCCACCCGCCCCCUUCCCACCACUGAAGGUCUAAAUUUUGCCCUUAGGCCACACCCAAACUGGCCAGUAAUAUUUGGACAUACGUCUGCUGGGAAACUUCCCAAUAAGUCAGGUUGUAGGUUGUAGGUGCACCUUGCUGGCUGGGAACUCUUCUAUCAGUCUUGCUGGGAGUUGAGGAACAAAUGCAUUUUCCCAGCAGUCUCCGAAAAUGCUUAAAAUAGCUUCAGAAAGCUUUAUACCAUGUUGUUGUUGGUUUUAGGCCUUUUUCUCAAAAUUUCCCGUUGGGUGCCCCUGUCUUUUGUGUUUGCUGUCGUGUUAUUCAUAAAGGCCUUCGUUUUAUGUUACGAUCGGUUAUUUUCAUGCUUCUUUCAGUUUGGUGGCCAUUCCCACCGUUUGAAUUUUGUUAAAUUUCUUGACACAGCCCUUUACAGCUGUUUCGGAUAACACGCGACCUGCGUUGUCCAAAACGUUUCAGGACUUGGGUGUUUCUUCGAGGUCAGUUAAACCGUUACCAUAGCAGGCGCGGAUCCACACCGGGUUCCACCGUUUUACGAAAAUCGGUCAGAGUUGUCAUAAAGAAAUAAAUUUUUCAUGAAAAAAAGUUUCCAAGUUCAAAUCCGGCCAAUAUCCUGACUGAAUGACUCAGAAAACCAGGAAAGGUGACUUCAGGGAGUAGAAAUCUAAGAAAUUUCACGGGGGUGCAUGCCCCAGGACCCCCCUAGAGGCUUACGCCUUCGGCUCUCGUUUAGGAAAACGGUCAGUAUUUAUCCUAGAUCUGCCCCUGCAUAGAUGGUUUUCACGGUGACCUGGUCAAAUUGUAAAGUCAAAAUAGCGAGGUUUUACGAAUUCUUAUUUAAAACAGGCUGAAGAUAAACAAAAAGUAAAUCUUUGUAAAAGGUUCCAUUCCCGUAGCAUGUUUCAUUUCGAAAAUACAGCAAUUUGAACUUUCGAGUUUUACAGUGCGUGACACCGAAAAAGAAAUGCUGUCUCGUUAAAAAAAAGUCUCUCUAUCUUGAUUUUCAGCAGUAUAACCAUUUCAAGUAUUAGAAGAUAUGUUUAUGCGCACGUAUGCUAGUUCUCGAGUGAAAAGAAAGAGCUUUUAUAGAAGAAUUGAACUCCAGAUGUUCCAAAACGGUACACCAAUAUGGCGUCUCCAUACAGUAUUAGUACUAAAUACAAACAUCGAUUCUUGGAAGUAUUUCUGCUAAACAUCCCACGCAAAGCUAGCUUCCACCAGGAUCCCAUAAAGCUUCCGCUUAUACCCAAAAGUCAAUGAAAAUGCAGAAAUUUAUUUUGGUACUCAAUUUCCGUUAGGAAAGGCAUAGCCAGUCAAAAAUAUCGAUGAAAUUGAUGUCCCCAGAGUGUUCCCGGCGUUGCCCCGCCGACCAAAAAGCCUGAAGACUCUGGGUACGAGAUUGCAGGUUGUCCGAAACAGCUGUAAUGGAACUUUUCCUGUUUCCACUCCAAUGAGCACACAUGACGAAUUGGGGUCGAGGCUUGGGCGAACAAUAGACCUUCCUCACGAUACCUGCCAUCUCAGCAAGCGCGUUAGGAUUGAUGGGAUAAAAGCAAUGUCGAGUGGUAUUUUAGGAGGCAAACAGGUCACCCUCUUCCCCAGGGUCUUCUCGCUUUCCAAUAUGGCGGCGGUAGGAGAGAAGUUUGCUGGAAAAAAUGUACCCGUUCCUCACUCCCAGCAAGACUGAUGGAAGAGUUCUCAGCCAGCGAGGUGCACCUACAACCUACAUCCUGACUUUCUGGGAAGUUUCCCAGCAGACGUAUAUGUCCAAACAUUACUCGCCAGAAUGGGUGUGGGCUAAGGGCAAAAUUCAGACCUUCAAUGGAAGGGGGGGGAGUAGCAGCCAUAUAACAGCUGUUCUAGACAUCAAAUCCCCUCAGACACCCUCAGUUGAGUUGAUUCGACGGUCGGUUUUUGUACACCACCAACAACAAGGUAGUCUAUAAGCCUAGACUGCGUGGACGCGGAUCCAGAGCCCAUUAUUUGAAUUUUAACCACCGAUUAAAGCCAGCAAGACUGUUUCAGUUACAAAAACUCCGUGACUGGCUAAAGUGUCACCAAGUCCGACCUAAACAACUAUCGGCCUAUAUCUGUUAUUCCUAACGUAGCCAAAAUUUUCGAAAAAUUAUCUAUUACCAGCUAUAUCAAUAUCUGAAUGAAAAUAGUUUAUAAAACAGCGGCCAGUCUGGUUUCCGCUCUCUACACAGCACUCUUACUGACUUGUUGGAGACAAAAGAUAGCUGGUGUGCAAUGUUGAUAGAGAUCUUCUUAAUGGUGUAAUCUUUAUUGAUUUGAAGAAGGGCUUCGACACUAUUGACCACGAGAUAAUUCUAAAAAAACUUACAAAGUAUGGCGUUGAUCAAGACGCCCUGAAAUGGUUUAAAUCUUACCUAACUAACAGUAUGCAAAGGUGUAAUGUAAACAAUCAUCUAUCUAGCGCGAGCCUUCUAAAUUUUGGCGUACCUCAAGGGUCAAUAAUCGGUCCUCUUUUUUCUUGAUCUAUAUAAAUGAUCUACCAAAUUAUUUGAAUGUGGGCUCUCCUAGAAUGUAUGCCGACGACACUAAUGUUAACCUGAUGUUUUUAACCGUGUAUAAAUAAAGUUAUCAUUCAUUCAUUCAUUUCCAGCUAUUUCCAGGGCUAAUCAAUGCAUAAAAAUCGAGUCGACUGUUGCACAGUGAGCACCGGCAGGCGUGAGUAUUUUCCGCACUGUUUUAUUCCUCACGCGCGAUAACUUGUACCCCGCAUGUUGUGACGUCACGAUCAAUUCGUGCAUAAAUAUUUCAUUCAUCCAUUCACUCACUUUUACCUCACUUUUCACACCAGAUGUACGCUGUCUUGCUUCAAUAACUAAACCAGCUUACAGACGAUAAACACAAUGUUAAUUUAGUUUUCUGAAAAUUUUUUUUUUUUCAGAAAACAUCAGAGCUGUGUCACGAUAUUUGUGUCACUGAAUGGCAAACGAAGGGAACCGCCACCAAAAAAAACUCCCCAAAAAUAUUUGUGCUCAAAACACUACAAAAAAAGUUUAAAUAAUACAUUAAAUACAAACGGAGGAACGGAUGGACAAACUUUAGGAAGGCUGAAACGGAUUAAAACCACUGAUCAGAGCGCCGCGAUCAAACCACCUGAAUUGUAAGUUCUCGGCUCCUUCGAUUCAAUCCAUGGUUAAAGUUCCUUGUAAUUGUUACUACGAUGUUUACCAUAAAAAAUGAAGUGUGUUUUCUUAAAAUUUGCAGCCAGUACGCGAAGCGCAAAAUAAACAAUACAGUUCGGGUUUGUUCGUUUCAAACCUCGUCUGUUCGGCACUUGCCUCACCCCUCACUACUGCGUCGUCCGUUUCGCCAGUCAACUAACACUCCUACCCACCCCCUAAGGUGAAAUUGCUCCUUCCUUCGGUCCCGCCGAAAAUUCAAAUCUCACGGAAAGAAGCAAUCGGUAAUGUUGAAAUUUGCCGCGCGAAAAAGCUAUUGUUUCACGUUGAUCGUUUUUGUCCUUAAAAGGCAAGAAACGAUAAAAAAUAACAAUACAAAACAAUACCUAUUGUUCUCGAAUUCAGGUCGCUUUUCUUGAUACGUUUGAAAACUUGUAAGCCUAAAUUUGUAAGCCCAAUUUUAGAAUGCGCUGUCCCCGUAUGGAAAAGCAUACCUGAAUUUCUGGCUUCUAAUAUCAAACGCAUUCAAAAGGGGUUAUGCGUAUCAUUUUUCCUACGUACGAUUACAAUGAGGCUUUAUCUGCACUUUCUCUCACGACAUUAAAUGAGAGACGCGAGUCUACCUGUGUCAGGUCCACGUUGCGAGAUUACAGAACAAAAACCACCCGUUAUACUUUAUUCUUCCUAAACUGGAGGAAGUUCAUUAUAAUUAACAUCUGAAGUCAGCGGCUAGCUACCGCUUACGCCCAAUUUGUAACACCAAGAAAACUCAAGAUAUUAUUACUUUUCAGUAUUAAAUGUCGUUAGUUCGUAAUUUUUUAAGUAGCUUUGCGAUUUAUUUUCUAUUUUUGUACAUAUUAUAAUAUGAUUGUAGGUAGCUCUGUAAUUCACCCUUAUAUGUGCAAUGUCAGUAUUGCUGCAAUGAGUUUCUUUAAUAAGCAGUCAUUAUCAUAUAAGGGAGCUAGGCCAAACAUGCGAGCCCCAAAUUGAUGAGUUAUCCACCGCGAUUCAUUAGGAAAAAUACGAUCCUAAAAUUUUGUAGAAAAUGCUAGAUAAAAGUCAAUGACGCUAAGAAAACGUAAGGACUUAAUAUUUGCAGAAACGUUGUGCAUACUUUACAAAGAUAAAAUUUAUGACUGUCCAACGUGAUGGACACCAGUUGUUAGCCUGUACAAUGAGAAUUCUUCCAACAAACAAACAACGGCAAAUAUCAGUCAUAAGCAUUAGAAUGCCUCAUUUCCCAGGAAACAUUUGCCUUUUCAGUUGCAUCAUAAACUUCCCGUAUUUCCGAGAAUAUCACAUGGCACGAAUUAAAGACACCUUUGUUCCUAAGAAAACAUCAUAUGUAGUAUUCCAUUCAGCCAAUAAGAACACGCUGGGGCCGGCACGCCCGGUGUUAAGGCGAAGUCUAGCUCGCGCGAAUCACGUUUCCGUAAAGGUGGGGGCGCGGGGUUGGGGGGAGGGGGUGGGGGUACAGCAGGUUACAACGUCCUUGAGCAGUUCUUUUGAAUUAUGCGCGUGGGAGUUACCAUUUUUCGUUCUUUGAAAAUAAUACUAAAAGAGAAAGUCUUUUUUGACUUUGUUUUUUGACCUUCAUCUUCAUCGGUUGAGGUGUCUUUAGAUUUAAAAGCCCUGAAAACGUUGAGGGAUCGAGCAGUGCUUAAUAAGUUCGGCCAAAACCAGUUCUGAUCACGUACUAAUUACGAAAGAGCUUGUCGAAACGACUUGAAGCACUGUCAUAAAACAUGUUGCUCAGGGGCCGGGAAACUUCUAUAUAUUUGCGACAUAUAUUCUUAGCAUCUCAGACUAGAUCAAGGCCUCUUCAGAAAAAAACCAAGAAAGCACACAUGUAAGUUUUUAAUCCUUGCGCUACUUUUGAUCAUGGUACUGAAUUUGGGAAAGCUACACAACAUUUCUUUAUAAAAAUAAGAUGAUAGGAACAGUAUCAGGGGGCCUUGUGGGAUUUUAAGAUUUUACUUGCCAAGAUACAAUCACAAUCAGUUUAGUCUCAUCUGUGCUCCAUUUUAAAUGUUGCCUUGGUAAGCGAUAUGUCGUGAAUACACUGUUCAUUUGGAGGCAUAUGAGAAUUUCAAUAUAAUUUACAAGUUUAUAGCAAGUCACAUCAGUUCAUUUGGUCUAUUUCGCCUUUUUGUAAAGUACACUUGUUUACGCGUGAAAUAAUUAAUUAGCACAUGUGUAAUCUUCGCUGCACUUUUCGGGAGAUGGUCUGAGUUGAACUGUGACUAAUGAUCUGGUGAUACUGUUAAAUCCCUUUAUUUUUAGAUUAAACAAUGGAUGCAAAGUUCGUUAUGGUUUUCCUGAUGGCGGUCGUUUUUGUGUGCACAGAUGCUUCACCCGCAAAGCUAUUUUACAGAAAAGGUAAGCCCCUAAUCUCUCAAUAAGAGAGAUAAAAAAUGUUAUGUUUUUAAAUAAAAUCGACGUACCUUAUUGCCUUGUUGUAGUCUUUGUUGUUUGCCCGCGUCUCAGGCCGUUUUGAAGCGUUUUCGGCGAGUUAGCCCUUUUUUUUGUGUCCCACUGUUUGUUCUUUUAGCAGUGGGACACCAAAAUAGCGCUAACUCGCCGAAAACGCUUCAAAACGGCCUGAGACGCGGGCAAACAACAAAGAAUACAACAAGGCAAUAAGGUGCGUCGAUUUUAUUUAAAAACAUAACAUUUUUUAUCUCUUUUAAGAAAAACCGAUCGAUCCCAUACAAGCCUUUUUAAAUAACCGUUUGUAACACAACACCGCUCGCAAGCAAGAGUCACGUCCGCGUUCAUGUAAUGAGUUUGGGCCGCCUGUGCUUUCAUGGGCCUAGAAAUCUUGUUCCGUACUUGUAAUGUCUAAUUCUUCCAACUUACAUAAUGAACGGCCUUAGUACGAGUGGUACAAGGCGCGUAGUUUACUCCUUUUUGAAGAAAGUGGAAGUUUAUUGGUGUGGAAUGGGAUGUAUUCAAGAGAGGGUGAUCUCCGUGUUUUGCUUGUUACUUGGGCGGAGCGUCAAGUAAAGGAUUCGCAACGCUCAGGAAUGUUUUAAAGUUGCUUUUUCGGGACAACAUUGUCUGUACAAAGUCUGUGAGUUUUAGGUUUCAGUGGGCUUUUUGACAUAGUGAGGGCGGAAUUAGUUAGAGAUGUCUCGAGAUCACUUCGAUUUCUUGAGGAAGAAAUAAUUAUUAUUUUUGGCCUGCCCGUGGUUUGAAGCGACUCACAUGCGACCCGUGAGAUCAGAUGAGCGUCAAAGUUGAGGGAUUAGCCAAAUGUACCACGGCGACCCCAGGCUGUUUGUAAGAUAAAAAAAGAGCUAUGAAAUUAUGCACUAGUUUUGGACAAGAUUGCACACUCAGGUUCGUGACUUUUCGGCUCGUUUAAUUCGGCUAUUUUACGAAGUGAGACCGGAAUCACUUCGACAUAUCUCGAGAUCACUUCGACUUCUUUCGGCUACAAUAAAUUUUUGAUUUCUUCGAGGAAAAACUAAUUACUUGUUUUUGUUUACCGUGGAUUUGAAUUGACUUUUAAACCCGCGAUCGACCCGUCGGAUCAGACGCCAAGAUGACGGAUUAGUCGAUUGCAUCAUCGCUACCUAACGUGAUUUACCAUGUAAAAAUUAAUAGUAAUAUCCUGCACUAGUGGGUUUCGUGCGGGAAAGUUCACGAACAACAAUUUUGCGUUUCACGAGUCACGAAACAACAUUUUCACGCUUCUCAAAAAUAGAGGUCGCACAAAAUGUCAAAAACAUUACGUUAUUCGCAUUUUGCAAAACAGAGUCCUUCGAUUAUAUUUAAGUUAACUAGAGUUUUACGAACCUUAUGAAAAACACUGCUAGGCCAUAAUUCCCUCCCUAGCUGUAGGUGGGUCUGAGGGCACUGAAGUGUGAAGAAAGUCUCGAAAGUGAAGUAAAAUCAAGCCACCAGAUGCCAGUUCAGGUCGUUUGGCUAAAUUAACGAUAUAUUUUCUUCAAUUGAUCUUCAAUCUACGUGUAAACAAUCGAGGAUUUUGACAGUUCACGCUUCGCAGAACAGUUUUUCAGUACAUCACGAUUCACGGACACCAAAAAUGAUCGAUCAUGGCGUCGUGAAAAUAAGCUUGCCUCCCCUGGGGGGCGGAGGGUACUUACUUAUAACAGGCUAAUGGGGAUGUGCCGCUGGAUGGGGUCGCAUUUUCACGUCUGCAGUCAGACUAUAAUGGGGUCGCAUUUUCAAUACAAUUACAAUUACAAUUGGUAUAAGACAGUUCUUCAUAUUUACGGUUAGCAAACGUACCAUAAUGUUUACACUGUAGGUGAGAAGUAGAGUGUUCUCCGUUUAAUAUGAGGCAGAUACGUUAAGAGAAAGUGACUAAGUUAAGUUGGGAUCGCGAAAAUUACAUAUUUGCCCAAAAGUGACUAACAUGGGGUCUAUAAUUGGCCGCAGAAUAGACUAUAAUGGAGUAGGGGCUCUGAGAGGCCAGUGCCACAAACCCAGCAAAAAUUAACCCAAGUACCCCCCGGGCUUGCCCCCCCCCCCUUAAUUAUAAGUUGCUGAUGUUUUCAAACUGUUUUAUGGUGAAUUUAAAGCCACAAAAGUUGCACAAAGACGUUUUGUCUCUGUUGACAGUUUAACGGUGUUUAACAUUAUGCGAAAUUACGGCGAAGCAUUUUCAACAUUUUAAGACAACAAAGGGGAUUCUUUUCAACUUGGAAGAAGGUCAGUUUUUGCCUAGAAAAGGAGCGAUUUUUUCGAUCAUUGGAGACAAAUCUCGCAAAAGUGACUGGAAUUGAUGAUUUGGCUAACGAGAGUUUGAGCAAUUUUGUCCGCUUUUGUUCAGAUGUCGAGUGUUAUAGGAGAUGUUAGCACUUGACAAAUGCCUUUGGGGGUAUGGGUACGCUUGGAAUUGACUGCAUGAGCCAUUAUGAUGACGAUGCAACCAUCUCUCACAACAAUGAAAACCGUAACCGUAACAGCCUGCGAGUGAGCUCUCCAUUUAAGGGAUAUCGGGAGAAGUCACGCGCGAGCGGCACGCAAAACAAGACGUGAGAGCAAGGUGCGGGGAAAGAAAAUGAGAGCUCUUCCUUUCCUUCGCCCCUCACGGAUUCGCCGCUCACUCGCAUGUUCGCUUGCCACUCGGAAGGGAUAGUUUGCUCCCGGUCCAUAACAUUUCUUGUUAAUUGUGCGCGUUCCCUAUUCGGUGAGCCAGUUUUCGUUGGGAAUUCCGACGAAAAAUUCGAACUAUCUACAUACUAAGCAACGUCCACUAUGACUCCACGUUUCCUUUUUUCACCUGUUUUAACCAACACUGAACAAUUUCCUAGUGCAUGGAACAAAAAAUCCUCACAUACGCGUGAUAUAACGACUCCCAAGGAACUCCCAAGUGUUUACAAAACAAUUUGUUUGUUUGACAAGCGUAAACACCUCGGACAAAAGUCAAAGAAUCGUAAAUUAAUUCCUUCUGCAUUCAUUGUCCUGUGAAAUCCCGGUGCAGAUUCGUCGAUUUUCGGUGCGAAACUCGCUGCCUAGCUUGAGAAAACAGCCGAUAUUUUGCGACAUCACCACUUGUUUCCCGCCAAAUGACGUCUGGGAAACCAGCACGGAAAUUCCUUCGAAGAGACUGGUAACUAUUCCUCACGCCAUUCCAUUUUUUUUUCUGUUGCAGACGAAACUGGGAAGACCGCUGACCCAAAAAGGCUCUCUAGAAUUGGUAGUAAACCAUGUCCCUGUUUUGGUGAGCGAGGGACUUACUGGUGGCCUUAUUGUCCGCCUCGUUGGGAAUUAUGCUGGUCGGCUGCACCUUUUGGAGAAUGCUGUAUUGAGCAGUGGAAUUGAUUUCCAUCAGGGCAUGGAGUCUGUCAAGUAAUUUUAUAACAGAUGACGACACAUCGGGAAAAAAUUAAACCGCUAACAUUGCUUAACGAAAAAUUUUGUUAAAACGAAUAAGAGGGUGAACCGAUUAUGUCUUGAAUUAUUUCCCCUUUUUAUAAUAAUAAUAAUAAAAAGAACUUGUUAAACAUUGACACAAGUUGUAUUCCUUUCAAUUUCGAAUUGCAGUAAAAAGUAAGUAAACUAGCGAAACAGUAACACGCGUGGUUGGUAAACCGACUGAAAGGUACGUAGAAGAAAGUGACAUUAAGCUAUGCAAACUUACAAGUCGACCAUUGUACAAGAAACGUUUUUCAGUUUCUAGCUUUAAUAACUCGAAAGAAUAAUUUAUGAGCUCGAGCAAGAGUUCUGUCUCAUAAAUUUUUCUUUGCUUUUCUUUCUUGCUCUAUUAGUAAUAAGUUUUUGCGCCCAGUUGAACUAUCAUAAGGAACUCCAUACCCAAUGUAGCUCGACGUAGUGAGUCACUGGCAUUUUUUAUUGACUUUUUAAAUGAACUUUAGAAUUAAUUGCAAUGGAGGGAUAGAUUGAUGUGUUUGUUAAAUUAGUAAAACUUUUAGAGCGAUUUUAUCUUACUCUUACUGUAGCUUUUGGCGUUAAGCAUACUUUAUUUAGAUCAGGUACGCUUGUUCAGUACGCUUAUUUUUGAAAUUUUUAGGAAGUGAAUUGUAGGGUUAGUAUAAUGAGGGACACCCCUUUUAAAAACUAGCUCUUAUGUUAAAUAGGUUGGUGUGUUUAAAUAAAUUUGAUCCUGUCCUAUCCUAGCACAGACAGAUUUUUAACGAACUUGGCUUUUUUUUCGUGUUUGAUGAUUGUUUAAUCAUGUUUGAGUCUUUUUUGGCCCAGCGACAGCUAUGAAAGUAAAAGCCAAGGAAAACAACCACCAAUUGUUACAAGGCCAAGAAAUAGAAACAUGACGACGUUAAAGAUUCUUUCAGUAUCUUUGUGUGUCACGGCUGAGGAACAGUUUCGGUCGUAGCCGUUAUUACAUUUGCAAAAACGAGGAGUUCUCGUCAGUAUAUGCUAUUGUUUUCAGCGACUCCAUCAAGGUAGGUUUUUUAGCAUCGAUACAGUACAAACGGCUGUGUAUGUCACUUGUUUUUGAAUAGUAUUAAGUGGGUCUUCAGACUUCUCGUAAGUGAUAGUCUAAUUGAUAAGGUUGAGGAGAAACCUUUAUAAAAUGGCGAUUUUUAUUUUUAUCGUUACAGUGAAUACCCCAACCUUAAUAAAAAUAACUUAUUGAUGCAACUGAUCGGAUUAUUAAAAAAGACGGCUGCCUAAAAUGAUGAUUUGAGCAGGUCUAGGCAGGAAACCUCAGAACAUGAUGUGACUGUUUAUUAUUCCUUUCUUUUUCGAUUGAGGAAAAUUAAUAAUAAUUUUAUUCGGUUCAUUAUGUUUGAAAAUUCAGAAAAAAACUCAUUAGGGAAUCGGGAAUCCUGCUUUACCGACUUCUCUCUGAAAACUAUUUGACUCACAGUUAAGUUUUUUACUGUUUACGAAAAGAGUUAGACUGCAAAACAGUCGUUUUUUUCUCAAAAUCAGUAAACAAAUCGGUAAAGCGUGGCGUAAGUCUCACGCGAGGGAAGCGCGGGCGUGUGAGGCGAGCGUCUUUCUCCAUUCUCGCUCUCUGUUUUCAGCCUCGUUCCAGACCUUUUGUUCGACUGCUCGCGCGUACUUGGAUACGCAAAAAUACGGAUGAUAGCUGCCUCCCCCCCCGAAAUUUCGCAUCCGUCGUUCGUAGUUAUAAUUUAAACAGCUGUUGCUCUUUUGUAUUUAAAUGGUUUAAUAGAUUUGCUUUGCUUGAUAAUUUUGAAACAAGAACAAAACAUAUGGACGAACAGGAGGAGUUUGAACAAUAUGAAGAACACAUCAAAUGGCUUGAAUUGGCCAAAGAAGACAUCGCUACCUGGAUAAGCUGUGUGCAGACAGAGGCACAGACAGACCAACAGCGAAAGGUUGAGAAGUACAAAAUAAACAUAUAUAAUCAUACAACAUAACAAAAUCAAUAAGUGUUCCUUUAAUGUACCGUAAAAUGGGCAACGAAGCCUUGCAACUUGUGAUCCAACUUUCCCGCAGAACGGUUCAAGUGAUGUCUCGCGUUUUACCACCCACGUUGAAACCUGUCUUGCAGCAAAUCAGGAUGUUCCAGGUUGUGCGACUUUGUUGGAGAAAGAAGAGAGUGGUUCUACUUUUUUAAACAAAAUGUUCGGUACAUGUUGCGCGUUUUACCGCUCCAAGGCAACCGUUAUUGCAGCAAGUGACGUAACUACCGUGUAUGGCGUAGCUCCCUCCCUUCCAAUCAGAAGUCAAUAUUCACGCAACUUACAGCAACCUAAUUUGUUGCAAAACAGGUUUGAACUGAUUGCCGUGGUAAAACGCGCAACAUCGCUUCUCCAGUCGUUUUACGACAAUUUUUUCGAAACAAGUUGCAGGUUUUUGAUGCCCAGUGGUUUACCAUUAGUUUCCGGUAUAUGCAAAGUCGUGACUAGCCUUUAUUAACAGACGCCCCUCCCCCUGAAAAAAUUUUUGGAGGGGAGGGGAGGGGACGUCUUGACACAGGCUAAGUAGUGACCUACCUACCGAUCUAUUUUCCCACAAAAAGCUCCCCACCCACCCACUCACCUACCUCCCGACCCACCCACCUACCUAACUACAUUCCACUGUACUAAGUGGCACUAUUUUCAUCGUAUUCAGAGGACGCAUCUUUUCUUGGUUCGUUUCUCCAACAUGCUUGGAAUGUCCUUGAACUGUACUGGUUGCGGUAUCACUUGGGACAAAGGAAAAGACUUCUGGGGUUGUCUUAAUUGCCCAAAUGUUAAUUUGUGCGGGAGCUGUAACCUGUGUGAGUAUUCAAAAAGUUAAAUCAAUUAUAUAUGCCGCUCACUGAGUGGCAAAUUUUCGCUAUUUUAUUAUAGCGCUGGAUUAGACCAUUUUCGAUGUAUUAAAAUUCAUACUUAGUUUCGAGGCUUGGGGGAAUAAAACAAAAGAGCACUAUUCAUUACUGAGCCUCAAGAUGAUUUCUUCUGUUUUAUUUCCCCAAACCUGGCAGCCAAGAAUGAAUUUUAAUAUAUCGGAAUUGGUCUAUUGUUCCUCAACACUGCGCCCUCUCAUUGGUCAUUUCGAGGUCACAUGACAUCUAACCUGUUCCCCGCAGAAAGCCUCUAACCGAGCAAACAAAAUUUGUGAUGUCCGAAUUGACCACUCUGUGCUUUCAUAAAGUUGUACACAAAGAAGUCUUUUUCCUCGCGAGCUACAUAAUACUAGUGGCAGGAAUCGGUUAAUUUUGUUUUCAGAAAAUGUCAAUGUUUCCCUGUUCUACGUUUUUCUGUUUUGUGUAAUUCAUUCCAAAGAAAUACACUGAGGCCACUGCUCACAGAAAUUGCGUAUAUUUUAUACAUGUAUACAGCAAGUUCAAAUUUAUAUUACAUGUAAUCUGCUUGAGCAAAUAAGAGAGAAAUGUAAGAGGGAAAAAAACAAAGUCUAGAAAAAUAACGUCAUCGUGACCAUAACCCCUGAUCAUUUAUCCAUGUUUUUGUUCCGCAGGUGGAGUAAACCCUGAUGGCCAUUCAGAAACUCACGAUACUGUUUAUCUAAGGUAAACAACUCUGCCUCGUUCCUAGUUCUAUGCAAAGGGAGCAGAGGAGGCUAGAGAUUCCAACCCUCCCGUUUUCGCUUGAUAUUCACCCGGUUUUUGAAACUCUUCCUAGCCAAAGAAAGAUGAUGUGUUCUUCGUUUAACCAGUCUUUUUUAGCACGAAUCUUUGCCGUUUUUCUGUGGUUUCUCAGCCAUUUCUACCCUUUUGGUAUCCAAGCAUGAUCCUGCGAUAACUUUGACCUCGGUAAUGCACUUAUGUGAUAGGGACCAAUUGGCCUCUACUGCUUGUUAAAAAUUCCACUAUUUUCAAUGGACUGUAAUCUCAGGAAAUGGCAUCUUAGGGGUAAAUAUCUUAAAAAUUUUGGAAUCUCUGCGCAAAAGCGAGGACGUUAUUCACAUCUUUGCACGUGCUUAAGGACGUGUAUAGAAAAUGCGUCUUUUCCAAACAAUCCAUGAAGAGUAACCUCUGGAUAAACAGCCGACGUCCUUUUUUAAGACGCUCCAAAGCUGUGGCCAUAGUUGAGAAAUCUAACAAAAAAUGUAUAAAAAUAAAUAACUCAGAACAUCUGUAUAUUUAGUGGUUACCCGUCUGGUAUAUUUUUGAUCGAAUUAAAUCUAAAUAUAUUGGUUUUUGAGGAGAGAGAUAACCUCUUGGAUAAUGGAAGAAACCCAACGACAAUCGAUCCAAAAUACGGUAUCAGGAUUCGAACCCAGGCUCAACUAAUUCCUAAACCACAGUUUAUUGAAUAGCUGGUUCAGUAUUUGGUGAACAUCAAUGUAAAAGAAAGGUAAAAUUCUUGAUUUUUCAGAGUCUGGUGUGAUGGAUGUGGUGGUUGUAUAGUUGGAACACGAUAUCAUUGCAGUGAGUGCAAGGAGAUGAAUCUGUGUACUGGAUGCCAUUUCUCUGGAAAGUUCCCGGAAAGGUAAAACCCUUCUAAAUUUUUUUUGGGUCGACCCCCAAAAAAUUUAUAAGGGUUUGUAUGGAGCAUAACUGGGCUACGAUCCUGACAAAUCCCAUAAUUUCAGAAAUUUCAUUUUUAUGACGUCAUCACUUUAGUACUCUAUUCUAGAGCUCUAAUUGGCUUAGGUAUAUGAGCCGUUACACCAUGCUCUCCAAAUAUGGUAACUGUACGCGUCUACUCAAAAUUUUUAAAAAAGCUACAAAUCGGUUGUUUUUUACAAAUAAAGUCGGGAAGAAUUCUCGAUAUUUUGUAGGCUUUUGCGAUAAAACAAUUAUUCCACUCGCGCUUGUUGGAUAUGAGAUGAUUAUGGCUAUCUACCAUCUUUUAUCCAACGCGAACUUAAUUGUUAAUUAUACCGAGGACUUCAUUACAUAGGGGUUCGUUUUAUGGAAGCUUCCGCUGUAACCAGGGUUUGCCCCAAGUAAGCUUUCACUCGCCCCAUGUAAGGGCACUCAAGAUAGUCUUGGAUUCUGGAUUCCAGGCACUGGAAUCCGGAUUGUUUGUCAGUGGAACUUGGAUUCUGGAUUCCAAUCGUCAUCAGGAUUCCGGAUUCCUUGAGCUGUAUCCCGGAAUCCAAAGCCCAGGAUUCCGGAUUCCACAAACACAAAUUUCCCGGAUUCCGGAAUCCCUUAAUUACAUGAGGCGAUCGCAGUCAACGAAGCAACCUUCUCAAGCAGAAGCGAAAGCAAAGGGAAGGGAAAGAAAGGAAAAGUUGGGUUUUCUCAUUGUCUUGCUUAGCGCGUCACUCUACAAUCAUGACAUUGAACUAACCCGUUUGAUGUUGUUUUUCCUAGGCAUAUUGUUACUCAUAACGUGACGAAAUAUUCUGUUUUAGUAGCAGGUAAUAAUCGUUAUGGAAACAUUAUAAAUAUUGUUUUAUUAAGAUUCAGACAGCUAAGUUAAAAGUAGCCUGCAUGACAGGCGUUAAACUAAAAAGGUGGAAGGGGGAGGGGAAGGGGAGAGAGCGCAAGGAGCGCGCCCCAUUAUAAGCCAUAUUCGAAUAAUACACAGUCUUUUUUCUUGGUCCGUCGAGUAAAACGCACGAGACACGAAAAUGACCACACGCGUGGCUGAAGGCGCGAGAUGGAAAAGGAACGACCGCGCGCGUGCACUCCCCUCACUAAAUCUGAAGAAAAAGAGAGACUGCUCGUGGUCUAUUCGAAUAAGGUUAGUCUUCAUAAAUGACACAAGAACUUUAAAAAGCAGAUGGAUUUUCUGUUCCUUCAGGAACGAAGAACACCGACGAACAACAAGAGCUACAACAUUACGAAGAAAACAUGAAAUGGGUUGAGGACGCCAAAAAGGAUUUUAACGCCUGGCGCAGUGGAGUGUGGAAGAAAGUUGUGACAAACCAUCACUUACGGGUUAGCUGCUUUUAUUCCCUUCUGUAACUCUACUUGAACAACAAGAAACGGAUAACUCCCUUAUCUAAGACCUGGUUCAGAAGUCCAAAGAAGUUAGCUAGAACUGAGCGUGCAGAGAAAAACUUGACAAAGCCAUGUCUACUUAUUCAGCGGCUGAAGAUGAUAAGCUAAAAGUAAUAACACAGUUUGAGGCGAAAAACGCGUAAAAUGCCCGCCCACAACAAUAAAAAUUUGCAGCAAGCAAAUGCAAUGGAUAGCUAGCUUUUGCGCAGCAGAAUAAACAGAAAUUCCGGCGAGUCACCAAGCUAGCUUGGCUCAUACAGACUUUAAAUUAAUCUCACUUCUUUUUAUGUGACUGAUGAAUCAUGGAAACAAUAAUCGAGGUUAGGUUUGUUUGUUUUCGUUCCUUUCCGACAGAGAGUGUUACUGUUUUUGGCGCGGUUCUCUCAUGUCAUCGGCGGCACCAAAAUCUGCGACGGAUGUGGAACGGACCUUGUGAAAGGCACCAGACAAUUUUUCUGUCUUACCUGCUUGAAAGUUAUUUUGUGCAACUCCUGUCACGAAUGUGAGUGUUUGUAAAUGUAGCGAAACAAAAUUUUAAGUUAGUAGUGAGAAAAGCCCUAAAAGUUAAACUGAAAAUGUAGUGAUGAUGGUGACUGACGAAACUCAGCAAGCUGAGUUGAAUAGUUUUCCUUUGCCAGUCAAAUAUUUAAGCUCAGUCAGCUUCAUAACUGCAAUCCUCUCUCUGACCCAAUUACAAUGUAUGACACGAGACAAACUAACCAAACACUUGACAUCGUAAAACGCCAUGGUAUGCAUUGGUCAAGAGGCUAAUCGGGGAAGUUCAUUCCCGAACCAUUUUCUCCUACACACAGGACUUAUUUAUUUUCGAGAUGUACAUAUUUCCUUCAAAACUAACCUGGUGGCGCAUAACUAGCCUGCAAACACAGAUGUAUUUCCAGUCGUCGCUUCUCUCCAGCGACGUCUGGAAAUACGUCUGUGUUCGCAGGCUAAGGGAUACCUGGUUGAGGUUAUUUUGCUAGCCUGCGUCGAAAACAAUCUAAACCUUCUGACGGACUAUACAAACGGUUUAGACGAUGCGUGGACCGGCUGCAACGCAGGCUAUAUUUUUCUUAUUCUCUGAAUUUUUUUCUUGCUCAACAGCUGGAGAGAAACCUGAACGCCACUUAAAAACUCAUGAUAUUCUAGGAAUGAGGUGGGUCAGGAAAACAGCCAACCUGUGGCCGAAUGUGAUGCAAGAACAGUUGCGGAUCCAGGCCUUUACAUAAGGGGGGGGUCAUCCAGACCCUGAGAUAAGGGGGGACCCGGUCUUAGUUUGGUCUAAAAAUAGAGGGGGUGUGGACCCACCGGGCCCCUCCUCUGGAUCCGCCACUGAAGAAUGUCCCAGAUAUAACGACAGGGAGUUGUUUAGAAACUCACAAUACAGUCUAUGCAUUCAGUUUUAUCAGGGCUGCUAACAGCCAGUCACAGAUUAAUCUCCUCCGCAGCCGUUCUUUGUGUCGUUAGGCAACGCUCGCGUAGGAGACAAUUCACAGAUUUUGAAAACAUUUCGUAAUAGUCAUGACUGAUAAGUACGAAUGAUUCACGGAAUCUCGCGUUUUCACAUUGCUUUCCUAUAAACAAACGUAAUUUUAGUUUACCUUUUUUCAGAUUUUUGUGUGAAAGCUGCGAUAGCUACAUCGUUGGAGCACGGUAUCACUGCGGCGAGUGCAAGAAUGGGGUUGAUCUUUGCACCGGAUGUUAUUCAUCUGGCAAGUUUCCGAAAGGGUAAAUAGGAAUAUUUUUGUAUCAGAAGGAUAUUGCAUUUUUUAAAGCCAGUGGUCAAGCCUGGCAGGAGCGGUACCUGCCCCUUCCCACUUAUUAUUAUUUUUACCACACUUAAUAUAAUAUCGCAUGAACUCUACAAUAUAAUAUUGCGGUAUGAGCCCUUCGAGAUGACAUGAGUAAGUAUUGAGGGGUAUGGCAAUAAUGAGCACCGUGACGUCAUUCAAAAUGGCCGCCAUCUCGGCUAUUACCAUAAAUUCAGCGUUUCCUAUACUUCUUUUCAUUCUAGGCACACUGCAAAUCACGAAAUGACGAAAUUCCCCCCUGAGACAGGUAAAGAAAUAUACAAGAAAAUAUGGGUAAUAAUAUUAAUCAGUGUCAUUGGUUCAUGGAUUUAAAAAUAUUUUUUUCUUAUGAUAACCUAAGGGCUUUGCAACAGAAAUUGUUCCAGAGAAGGAUCACAGGCACAAUACAUCGCCCCAUUAAUGAAUUAAGCUAUUUUGUUAUUGCUGUUUUAUUAUGAGAUAGUUCAUAUGUUCCUCUUCUACCGUGCUUUGAUGAAGUGUACUAAAAAUAACUGCAGAAAUCGUUUGAACACCCACAGCCUCCCCAAACCCAAACAUCCGUUCCUAAUCAAGACUGAUCAAAAUCCACCCAACAAUUUAACAUCAUAGUUGGCUAUUAUGGCGUACCUCUCUACUUUGUCUCACACUGCAUGUUUAUGAUGAGCACGGCUUUGCAAAAAUUUUUAAGGUAAUAUGUUUCCUUCACUACACAAAACUAAGGGUACAUUAAAUUAUCUUCCUUUGUUAACAUUAACACUGGCUUCGUUUAUAGGUGUUUCUUAAUGCUUUGAAUUUUUUAUUUCCUUUUUUUGCGCAGCAAGUGAAGUGAACGCUAAAUUCCACUCGGAAGCUCACGAUGCUAUAAAAACGAGGUAG